UCGUGUCAUGCCAGUUAUUACAAACAUUAUCCUGGUGGAAUAAUUAACCUGUUAAACAUCCAGAGCAGCAUGCAUAUUCCUGUGGUCGUCCAAGACCAACGUUGCCGCUGUGACGCCGCACGUGAGAUCACCGCGGACCGGGAUUCUACCGAGGCGUCCAACCUGCAGCUCUCCAGGUUCCACGCCACUUCCGGUGUCCUGGAGAGCCUCUCCCUUCCGAACAGCUUGACCACAACGCGAUUUAUGCCAUCCUGCACCCGCUUGCCCACCGGGGAGAUCCUCCGCAAAGCGCGCUUGAACGACGCCGGCGUCGGCUGGAUGUCCAUCGCCCUGGACGUCCACCGUACUACCGUGACCUUUCGCCAGGUCCCGGUCGUCAACGAUCUCCGCUUUCUCCGUUCACACCGACCAAUGUGCGUCGGGGGAGCCGUAUACGGAUUCACGAGGGGGAACGUCGCCGACACGCGGUUUGUACGUGUGGAUUGGCGCAGCGGAGAAACGGAGGAUUUGUCGAAUCCUCCGACUAACGGAAGCGAUGUCCGGGGCGAUUACGCCAGUGUAUGCACGAGUGAGGGAAUUUUCUAUUGCGGCGGCUGGCACUCAUCGUCGACCGCCAGCCGGGCGGCGGAGUUAUUUAAUCUCACCACUAAACAUUGGACUACGCUACCGGAAAUGUUGAUAGCGCGACGCGAACACGCAGCGACCGUGGUGGACGAAUUUAUCUACGUCACGGGCGGUUGGUCUGACGACUGCUUAAGCGCUUGCGAGCGGUUCAACCGGCAGACGCACAGAUGGGAGCGGACCGCGGAUGUGCUCCAGCCGCGGUGUUGUCAUGCCGGUUUUGUCGUCGACGGUCAGCUGUAUGUGUUCGGCGGACAGAGCGACCGCACCGUGACGCCGGUCGACACCAUGGAAGCGUACGAUGCGCGGGCGGAUAAAUGGCGGGAAGUUCCGCUUCGGGAUGAAAGGGAUAAGGAAUGGGCGGGGCCAUCGCGUCGCAAUCAAGUGACCAUAUGUUGUUAGUUGCUGGUUAUAUCGUUUGCAAUUUAUUUACAUUUUCUACUGGUAUUUAAUUUUUUUUUGCAUUUUAUUUGCUUACAUUUCCAUGCAAUCGACUCUUUUACUU
Molecule: messenger RNA, 1126 nt
Organism: Paramacrobiotus metropolitanus
Lineage: Eukaryota; Metazoa; Tardigrada; Eutardigrada; Parachela; Macrobiotidae
Exons: 3
Coding region: 70-1023 (317 amino acids)
Molecular function (GO): protein binding
Source: RefSeq, a predicted model, not a curated record